Suricata suricatta (meerkat) is the source of this 1406-nucleotide messenger RNA. RefSeq names its product POU class 6 homeobox 2 (gene POU6F2). The transcript has 6 exons. The record is from RefSeq and is a predicted model, not a curated record. Gene Ontology annotation, molecular function: RNA polymerase II cis-regulatory region sequence-specific DNA binding; DNA-binding transcription factor activity, RNA polymerase II-specific. The coding region runs from base 116 to 1258 and encodes 380 amino acids. Lineage: Eukaryota; Metazoa; Chordata; Mammalia; Carnivora; Herpestidae. Gene Ontology annotation, biological process: regulation of transcription by RNA polymerase II.
UCAGAAAGCCAGCCAGUCUCCGGGACAUGGCCUUCCGUCGCCGCUCACGCCGCCCAAUCCUCUGCAGCUGGUUAAUAAUCCACUAGCAAGUCAGGCUGCAGCGGCUGCAGCAGCCAUGGGCUCCGUAGCAAGCUCACAGGCCUUUGGCAAUGCCCUCUCCAGUCUUCAGGGGGUCACGGGUCAACUAGUUACUAAUGCACAAGGACAGAUUAUUGGGACCAUACCUCUGAUGCCGAAUCCGGGACCAUCAAGCCAAGCAGCGAGCGGCACUCAGGGCCUGCAAGUUCAGCCCAUCACCCCCCAGCUCCUGACCAACGCCCAGGGCCAGAUCAUUGCCACGGUUAUCGGGAACCAGAUCCUGCCAGUGAUCAACACCCAGGGCAUCACGCUCUCACCCAUCAAGCCCGGCCAGCAGCUCCACCAACCCUCCCAGACGUCAGUGGGUCAAGCAGCCUCCCAAAGCAGCCUUCUGCACCUGGCUCACAGCCAAGCCUCCAUGUCUCAAAGCCCCGUCCGGCAGGCUUCCUCUUCUUCCUCCUCAUCCUCCUCUUCUUCAGCUUUGAGCGUGGGCCAGUUAGUCAGCAAUCCUCAAACGGCAGCGGGUGAGGUGGAUGGGGUUAAUCUGGAGGAGAUCCGAGAAUUUGCCAAAGCUUUUAAAAUCCGGCGCCUGUCCCUUGGCCUGACCCAGACUCAGGUGGGACAGGCUCUCAGUGCCACAGAGGGUCCCGCGUACAGCCAGUCGGCCAUCUGCAGACACACCAUCCUGAGAAGCCACUUUUUCCUACCACAGGAAGCCCAAGAGAACACUAUAGCUAGCAGUCUGACAGCCAAACUGAACCCUGGCCUUUUGUAUCCUGCCAGGUUUGAAAAGCUGGACAUCACCCCUAAAAGUGCCCAGAAGAUCAAGCCGGUGCUUGAGCGGUGGAUGGCUGAGGCUGAGGCCCGCCAUCGAGCAGGUAUGCAGAACCUGACCGAGUUUAUCGGGAGUGAACCGUCCAAAAAGCGCAAGCGGCGCACCUCCUUCACACCCCAGGCCCUUGAGAUCCUCAAUGCCCACUUUGAGAAGAACACACACCCCUCUGGGCAGGAAAUGACCGAAAUUGCCGAGAAGCUGAACUAUGACCGGGAGGUAGUUAGAGUUUGGUUCUGCAAUAAGAGGCAAGCCCUGAAGAACACAAUUAAACGCUUAAAACAGCACGAGCCGGCCACGGCCGUCCCUCUGGAGCCCUUAACAGACUCUCUGGAAGAAAACUCCUAAAGAGGCGCCCGCCCAGAAUCAGAAGCAAAACCCACAGAAAAGGAACUCCACCUUUGGACUCCACAAAUCAUAAUUGGUAAUAAUAAUUAAUAAUGAUAAUAAAUUGAAAAUAAAAUUGAAAAAGAGCCCUACUCAUCACCAUUGUAAG